CCGGACGUCUUCUCCCACCCCACUAGCUCCUCUUGGCGAGACAAGGGUCUCUCCGCGCAUCGCGAAUUUCCACUUCGACCAUCGUCACCAACAUCGCAACCACCAAAGCCGCCAUUGCGCCUCACAGAAACCCCCCGCAACCAUGAAUCUCUCGAUAUUCCGACCCGUCUUCCGGCCCUACAAAGCAACACCGCCAUCGCAGUCAACCAACAUCUGGCAACGGACCGCACAACAAACAUGUCGGCAACCGCCCAAGCCGCAACGAGCAACCUUUUCCACAACACCGUGCCUGCAGAAGAGGAGUAAAAAAGGGCCCGGAAACGAUCCCAGGAUAACAAACAUCCGCUACCACCUCUCCCACCCCCUCACCCCCCGCCCCCUACACUUCUCCCGCAACCGCUCCCUCCGCCACUGGACCAUCCACCGCGCCUGGCUCCUCUUCCUACGCAAGCGCCGCUGGGCCGAAGAACGCGAGCUAGAGCGCCAAUACAUGGCCAUGCGGUCCGCGUGCGAGCACCUCCGCCUCAUGGAUAACAACGGUAACCUCGUGCAACAGGACGAGGCGGGCGGACAGGGCGCCGAUCCGAGUCGUCUAGGUAGUAAAGGAAGAGAGGUGGGACGAUUGUAUCGUAGUGCGAUGCUUAAGAGGGGGGUGUGGGGGAGUGUGCCGGUUGAGUAUGGGAGGGUGCAGACGGAUUUCCCGCCGAGGGAGGGGUGGAAUCAUGCGUGGGUUAGGAAUCAGUAGGAAUAGUAGAGAAAUGCUGUCAUUGCAUUGUUUGUUGUUGUGCUGGUUUCAUGGGCUAUGAAGGUUUUCGAGGGGGACGUGU
This is a messenger RNA of Alternaria alternata, 827 nucleotides long. RefSeq lists its product as hypothetical. Gene Ontology annotation, molecular function: structural constituent of ribosome. NCBI's taxonomy places the organism in Eukaryota, Fungi, Ascomycota, Dothideomycetes, Pleosporales, Pleosporaceae. Gene Ontology annotation, biological process: mitochondrial translation. Bases 143 to 745 code for a protein of 200 amino acids. The transcript is spliced from 2 exons. The record is from RefSeq and is a predicted model, not a curated record.